Messenger RNA from Plectropomus leopardus (leopard coralgrouper), 4161 nucleotides. It is a transcript of the gene atmin, whose product is annotated as ATM interactor. Gene Ontology annotation, molecular function: DNA-binding transcription factor activity, RNA polymerase II-specific; transcription cis-regulatory region binding. Gene Ontology annotation, cellular component: nucleus. Gene Ontology annotation, biological process: positive regulation of transcription by RNA polymerase II. Lineage: Eukaryota; Metazoa; Chordata; Actinopteri; Perciformes; Serranidae. The record is from RefSeq and is a predicted model, not a curated record.
CAGCCUUUCAGGCAGAGCUGAGGGUUGUUAUGCCACUCUCCAUUCAAUGCUGCUGCUGGGGCUCCCUGCCAAACACAAAUGGACUGUCAACACCGAAACAUGGCCGCCUCUGCGACGAGCAGGACGAAUAACAGAGAAAACGCCACCGCAGACAGACCCAAAUGUCAAGAAGAGUCCCUGACGCCGUCGCGGGACAUAAUAAAACCCACCAUCACGGAGCUGACCAAAGAAGUGAGGACGAACAUCCUCUGCACCGUGGAGGGAUGUGGCAAGAUUCUCCCCAACACACCUGCAUUGAACAUGCAUCUUGUGAAGUCACACAGGAUAAAGGAUGGUAUGGUCAAUCCUACGGUCAGAAAGGACAUGAAGGGCUCUCAGAAGCUUUACUGCUGUCCAAUUGAGGGUUGUCCCAGGGGGCCUAACAGACCCUUCUCCCAGUUCUCUCUGGUUAAACAACACUUCAUGAAGAUGCAUGCAGAGAAGAAACACAAGUGCUUCAAGUGCAACAAUGGCUACAGCACAGAGUGGGACCUAAAGAGGCACAUAGAGGACUGCGGGAAAACCUACCAUUGUACAUGUGGCUGCCCCUAUGCUAGCAGGGCUGCGCUACUCUCGCAUAUCUACAGGACGGGUCACGAGAUUCCUACAGAGCACAGAAUUCCUCCCGUAAAAAAGCGAAAGAUGGAGAAACUGUUAAGUGGCUCUGAAAAGGUUAAGAUCCAUGAGUCAACCUGUCCGAUCAUGCCUGCUGGUAAAGAGCUGACAGAGAGCGUUCUCACUUCUGAUACAGCUAUUCAUCACACAGACUCGGUGAAUCAGAACUCCAACACCCGUAAGAGCCCGCAGAAGUUGCUCCUACCAAAGCCGAAGAUGGCUUUGGUCAGCGUUCCUGUGAUGCAGCUGGCCCAUCUGCCUGUCCUGCUUCCAUCUACAGAAAGCGGGGCUCUGAGGUCUGUAGUGCUGGCGGUGGACAGCCAAGGCUCAGUCAGCACCCUCCACCUCCUGCCACAAGCCACGGGAGCUGUGGUACCCCAACUUGAUGCUAAGAGUUUGGGUUUCAAGGACAGCAUGCCUACUUCCCGCUCCAGCCUGGGGCCUAUUAGCACAGGAGUGCAGGUCAGUCUGGAUCCUGCGGGCACAGACGACUCAGCCAGCCUAGCACGGGGAAGAAGCACUUCCACCAAUAUUCAGACUGACAAAUCGUACUUGUCAAAAAUGCCCACAGGAGUCGGGGUUGGGGAGGGAAUAGGGUUGUGCUCUGUGGGCGAGUCCUCGGUGUCGUCCUGCUCCCAAACAGACAUCAGCGUGAGUGCACAAAUCCUCCUGCCAGUCAGUGUUGAAACCCAAACAUUCUCCUCCCGGGCCAAAGCUACAUCUUCUAUUGGAGCUCAGACGGACAGCCAGUGCAUGAGUCAGAUUCCUUGCACCUCCUCAUCUGUGCCCCCUUACAGAACCAGGCAGACACAGACAUAUUUUGCGAUGCCACAGUCAGAGGAGAAGGCUCAGGACCAGGCCAUAAUGUGCUCUGAGCUAUUUGGCAGUGACUCCCUCAGCGUUUCCACUCAGACGGCUCUGGAGAUAGAUGACACCCUCACUGCUGCGGGAAGCAGUAUAUAUGAGGACUCAAAGUCGGCUGGUGGUAUGUGUUUUGGGGUGCAGACAGAUGAGCUAAACUCAAACAACAUGGCAGAUAACCAGACCCAAACAAUGACCUUGUUAAACGACUUAGAAAAUAUUCUGUCUGACAGCAUGUCAGGCCACCAGGUGCUCACAGAGGCCUCCGCGGGCUGUGGGUCAGGUUUGGGAACUGUUCAGGAGCAACACAACGGCAUUGACUUUGACUUUGAGGAGUUUCUAAAUGCUGUGCACAUCCAGACGCAGACAGAGGAGAGUGAGCUGGGAGGGCUGGGUGGUGACACGCCUCUGGAGUCUCUGGAUAUCCAGACCCAGACGGACUUCCUCCUUAUGGAUGAACUGGACCAAAGCGAGGGCCCAAGUCGAACCCAAGCCAGCGACCUGGAGCUAUUCGAUACGCAGACUCAGACUGACCUCAAUUUCCUGCUGAACGCCGGAAGCCACAUGCCCCUGAGCAGCAUCCUACGACAUUCAAGCUUUUCUAUGAGCACAGAGUCUUCAGACACAGAAACACAGACGGAUCUCCCCUCCUUUGCCACAGGUCUCCCUGCUCAGACGCCUGUGAGUCAGGGCGAGCAUGCGAGGCUGCUGAACAGCACAGAGACACAGACUGUGACCAGCCAGGCAGAAGGCCUGGGACACCUCUUCCUAACAAGCAACGAAACACAAACGGUCAUGGAUGACUUUUUGUCAGCAGACCUGGCGUGGAACAUGGAGUCCCAUUUCAGCUCUGUGGAAACGCAGACAUGUGAGGAGCUUUGUGCUCUCUUUCAGCACCCCGAGAAACCCAACAGCUGAACCCCUCUUAGUGAAGCUGUCUAAGCUUCUGCAGUACAGGUUUCUCGCGUCUGUUCCUGUGAGAGGAAUCUCGCUGUCGUCCAGCGGACCACAGUCUUAGCAGUAAGAAGUCUGCGAAAAUGUCUUUGAACAUUCCACCGGAGACAUCAUGUCCAGAGCCUUGCCAGGUCUACAUCCUGACAGCUCUGCUGCACUUUAUUAGCUCAAUGGGCAUGAUUCAUCAGCUCCUGCAACAGUUUACAUAUUUAUUUGCACAUAAAGUAACAUAUUGUAUGUGUCUUGUCUGAAAUGGCAGUUUAUUUCUGUAUUUCAGUGUAUAACCAAUGUGGCUGGUUUUCACUGUUUGGUCUUACUAGCAUUUUUAAAAACAUUUCAUCAAAGUUAGAUUUAAAAAGGGAUAAUACCUUUAGCUGUGUGUGGCUGUCAAGAAAAGGCUUAUAAAAUGGUUACCCUGUAUGACAGCUUUCAGAUAUGCAUAUACUGCAUAAACACAGCUUCAUCUCAGAUGUGCAGUGAACAACAUUGUGCAUUUAGUUUAUGCGUAUGUUUGUGCAUGAAGCCUUCACUUGGUCAGCAGCGCAGAAGCAUAAAAUAUCUAUUCUCUGCUUGUGCACCUAAUGGCUGACGCAUUGAUGUUGCCCCAUCAGCGACAGUGAGUCUAUAAACUCUGAAUUACAUUCUGCAAGCUUUGCAGCCACUGAAAACUUGACCAAUGAGAGCGCUAUGCUUUUCAAAACAAAACCUUCAACAGUGAACAGGGUAUUGCUAAAAGGCAUUAAGUUGUAUCUCUGAAACAUACCGUUACUCUUACAGUUGUGACACAAGUAAAAAUGCUUGUUUAUGUCUCGUCAGUUGUUGCGCACCUUUCAUUGAAAUGUGAUUGUGAAGUUUGAUGUUGUGUAAACACUUUUUUUGUGUCUGGGCCUCUAUAGUUAAGCAGUCAGUUCAAGUCAGUAAGCAGACGAGGCUGUCAACGUCUUUGACUUAUUCAUUAGCUGGGUGUAAGUGUAUACAGUAGCAGUGCUCUGCCCCGAAGUGAUCCAGUGAUGUUACUGUACCGAAACACAUAGUGGAUUAGCGCUAGGAUUAGCACAGAGCCAUUGUACGUAUUCAACACCUGAUUUUGACUGAAAGGAGUCCUGAAGAAUAUCUGCUGAUAAGUUUGUGAGAUUUCCGACCCUUAAGAAUCGGACGCAGUAUUUUAAUUUAUUUUAUUUUUUGAUCUCCAAGUGAGACUAAAGUUGACGUUUUGAUUUUGUUUUACUGUUGCACCACAGAGUUACCUCACUAAGCACAGGCACCGCAUGCAGACCGGGUUCUACUUGGGAACCUUGAGCUAUAGGCCUUGAUAAUUUGUUAAUUUUGUUACGUUGGUGCCUUAACCCAAGUAUUUACUACAGUUUGCUGCUUCAUCAUAAUUAACAACUACCAGAGUAUGUUUUGGAAAAUGAACACUGGAGAAUUGUCAUCAUCCUUUCAGUCUUUGCUUUGCAUGCUUAAUCCAUUCUAUAUUGGUAUUUUCAUCACACUUGCAUGAAAUAUUAGAGUGUCCCUAAUUUUCCUCUAUAGAAUAUUUCUGCUCUGUCACAUGAAAAUAAUGCUAUGCAGCAUUUUAUUGAAGAGAAUUUGUUUGACACAAUGUCACUAGUUUUAGUGACCGGUGGUUAAUGCUGUUGGUUUAUAGAUACGUAUUUGUAGAAACUGAAGAAUGUACAGAACAUUGUGACA